Molecule: messenger RNA, 1107 nt
Organism: Fraxinus pennsylvanica
Lineage: Eukaryota; Viridiplantae; Streptophyta; Magnoliopsida; Lamiales; Oleaceae
Source: the annotation of a GenBank genome assembly
AUGACCAACCAAAAUAUGGUGAUUUCUGAUGCAAAAUCAAGCCUUGCAAUGGCAACUGCAGUUGCUAUGUCUGAAUCUAAUCUCUACUCGCCCGCCAUGCCUAAGCCACUGGUCGCAGCGAAUGGCUACUUUGCGAGAAAAAAGUUGAUUAAAAAGGUUGAAACUAAUGGAGGAGGAGGUGCCAGGAUUAACGCCUUUAUUGAUUCAAUGCGGGCUUCUUCGCCAACUUGUCGAGCCUCUGAAACUGAAGAUCAAAAGUCUUGGAUUAUUCAUCAUCCAUCGGCUUUAAGCAUGUUCGAGGAUAUCAUGAAAGCUUCAAAGGGCAAGGAAAUAGUGGUGUUUCUUGAUUAUGAUGGUACAUUAUCACCCAUUGUUGAGGAUCCCGACCAGGCCUUCAUGACUGAAGAGAUGAGAGAAGCAGUGAGGGAUGUAGCCAAAUUUUUCCCCACAGCCAUUGUCAGUGGAAGGUGCAGAGCCAAAGUGUAUGAUUUUGUGAAAUUAUCAGAGCUCUAUUAUGCAGGGAGUCAUGGAAUGGACAUCCAAAGACCAACAAGAGGACGCAAAAAACAAAGAAAGGGAAAACAAUCUGUCUUCUGCCAGCCUGCCAGAGAAUUUUUGCCAAUGAUUGAUGAGGUACACAAAAUUUUGUUGGAGAAAAUCAAACUUAUCCCAGGUGCGAGAGUUGAAAACAACAAGUUUUGUCUGUCCGUACACUUCCGUUGCGUCGAUGAAAAGAUUUGGGGCGAAUUAGGGGAGCAAGUUAGAGAAGUGAUUAAUGACUAUCCAAAGCUCAGAUUGAGCCAAGGGAGAAAGGUUUUGGAGAUACGUCCCGCUAUUAAAUGGGACAAGGGGAGUGCACUUGAAUUCUUAUUAGAGUCGUUAGGUUAUGACAACUCAAAUAAUGUUUUACCGGUUUAUAUUGGCGAUGAUCGCACCGAUGAAGAUGCAUUCAAAGUUUUGCGCAAGAGAGGACAAGGUUUAGGAAUUCUAGUGUCUAAAGCUCCUAAAGAAACAAAAGCCUCGUAUUCUUUGCAAGAACCAUCCGAGGUUAUGUACUUUCUCAAACGCUUAGUCGAAUGGAAAAAAUCAUCCUUAAUAGGGCAUUAG